AUGAAAGUCGAUCGUUUUUGGUAUGCAAAUGAAACAGCCAAUAUACCGGCUGUAUGGCAUUAUGGUUCCGGUGUAUUUUCCCUCGUAUGUUUAAUAUUUGGUAUUGUAUCAAAUGGUUUAGUUAUAUUUGUAUUUAUCAGGAAUAGUGUUUUACAAAGGCCAAGAAAUUAUUUUCUUAUUAAUCUCGCUAUCGUAGACUUUGGUUUGUUGCUCACUAGUAAUUCAAUGCAUGUUAUUUCGUCAUUUAAAAAACAAUGGAUAUUUGGACAAAUAGGGUGUAAUUUCUAUUCUGUUUGUGGUGGUGUAUUUGGUCUUACAUCAAUUUCAACCAUGGCAGCUAUUGCUUUAACUAGGUUAAGAGCUGUUAACAACCCAUUUAGCUCAUUAAAACUUAGUAGUCGUUCUACCUUAAACUAUCUUGCGUUCGCCUGGAUCUAUGGUUCAAUGUGGAUCAUGCCACCAUUAUUCGGCUGGAGUCGUUUUAUUUUAGAAGGUUUUGGAACAUCAUGCACAUUUGAUUAUGUAUCAAAAAAUUCAUGGGACCGGUCAUUUAUUCUACUAUUGGUAAUCGGUGGCUUUUUCAUUCCAUUUUCAGUUAUUAUAUUUGCUUAUGCAUUCAUUUUAAUGAAAUUAUCUCAACGUGGCCGUCAACUUGGAUCACUAUCAAAAGAUGAAUCCUAUUCGAAUCCAAAUGGUAUGGCCCAUUAUUUUAAUCAACUAAGCGUACAAAAUGAAAAUCCAGGAUGUCAAGGAUCAACAGCACCUUUCUCAUUCAGUAAUGAAAAUGCAAUGCGAAAUAUUCGUCGUACCGAAACUCGUGCUACACGUACAGCAUUACUUAUAUGUACGGUAUUUUGUUCGGCAUGGGGACCCUAUGCUUUUAUGGCUUUAGUUUCUGCAUUUGGCUUUGAUCAUUUAUUAAGUAUUUACACAACAGCAAUACUGGGUAUGCUUACGAAAGUAGCCGCUUGUAUCAAUCCAUUGAUAUAUGCAUUGUCAUUAAAUGGCUUUCGAGAACGAAUAGGCUCAUACGUUAGACGGAUUUGUCAUUGUGAUUUCAAAUAUCGUGGUCGUCUGUUAUCAUCAAAUAUUGAACUUAACAGAAAAAAUCAUUCCACAGUAGCCAACACGGCACUCGCUCGGAAACGUACACAAUCGGAUUUAAUGCACCGUGUCGAUUCGUCAGAGAGUAGAGCACUUUGA
Messenger RNA from Rotaria socialis, 1203 nucleotides. The record is from the annotation of a GenBank genome assembly. Lineage: Eukaryota; Metazoa; Rotifera; Eurotatoria; Philodinida; Philodinidae.